GACAAAUGUCCUUCGAUAUGACCAGUGAAUUGGAACAAUACUGACAUUGGCACAUCUGUUUUUCUAACAUCUUAAAGUAUGCUGUGGCUAUGAAGAGAAAAUGCACAAAUUUUGAAAGAGAAUGAUGCCCCUUCAGGUAUUCCACACGUGUCAGACUGCAUUCCAGCCUCUUGUUAAUACCUAGAGCAAGUCCCGCUCUCUGCCACACUCUAUCUUCAGCCUGGACUCCUGCAACUGCUUCGGGUCAAGAUGACGGGACUUCUCAGUGGAUUGCUCCUCCCGGCCCUAAUCCUGGUUCAGGUGAAUGGCGUUCCCAAAGUCAAACCUGUCAGAACUGGUCCACAGGUUUCAGCUGGCCUGUGCAGGAGUAAACCAAGUGACUUGGUCUUUAUUAUUGACAGUUCUAGGAGUGUUCGCCCAUCUGAAUUUGAACAGGUGAAAGUGUUUGUAUCCCAGGUAAUCGAAUCCCUUGACAUUGGUCCAAAUGCCACCCGCGUUGGGGUGGUUAACUAUGCCAGUACCGUCAAAAAUGAGUUCGCCCUUAAUGCACAUCGCAACAAGGCAGGCGUCCUGCGAGCUGUCUCCCAGAUCCAGCCACUCUCCUCCGGUACCAUGACUGGCCUCGCCAUCCAAUUUGCAACCAAUAUUGCUUUCAGUGAGUCUAAUGGAGCACGGGUCAAGACUGAUGCAGCCAGCAAGGUUGCCAUCAUUGUGACCGAUGGCCGGCCCCAGGACCGAGUGCGGGAGGCAGCCACACGGGCCAAGCAGAGUGGCAUUGAGAUCUUUGCCAUUGGUGUGGGCAGGGCAGAAAUGAGCUCACUGCGUGAAAUUGCCAGCGAACCCCUAGAAGACCACUUAGACUAUGUGGAAAGCUACAGUGCUAUCGAAAAACUUUCCAAAAAAUUCCAGGAAGCGUUCUGUGUGGUGGAUCUUUGUGCCAGUGGAGAUCAUGAUUGUGAACACAUCUGUGUAAGCACACCUAGCUCUUACAAAUGUGCCUGCAAUGAAGGAUUCACAUUAAAUCCGGAUGGAAGAACAUGCGGCACUUGCAGUUCAGGAGGCGUUGAUUUAGCUUUCGUCAUUGAUGGGUCCAAGAGUGUGAGACCUGAAAACUUCCAACUGGUAAAAAAAUUCAUCAACCAGAUAGUCGACGCCCUAGAUGUUGGUGAUCAGAAUGCACGUAUCGCACUCAUUCAGUAUUCCAGCUCAGUCAGGACAGAAUUCCCUCUCAACAAGUUCAAAACCAAACAAAACAUCAAGACCGCAGUCAAGAAAAUGGAGUACAUGGAGAGGGGAACAAUGACAGGCCUGGCCCUGCAACAUCUCGCUGAAAACAUUUUUGUUCCAUCACAAGGCGCAAGGGAAAAUAUCCCAAAAGUCGGAAUCAUCUUUACAGAUGGCCGUUCACAGGAUUAUAUUAAUGAUUUUGCUCAAAAGGCCAAAGAUCAAGGAAUUAGAAUGUUUGCAGUCGGAGUGGGGAAUGCACUUGAGGAAGAAUUAAGGAUAAUUGCUUCAGAUCCAGUGAAGGAUCAUUAUUACUAUACUGCUGAUUUCAAGACGAUGAAUAAAAUUGCUGAUAAAUUACAGGUUAAAAUAUGUGCUGCACCUGCUAAAGACCCUUGUGCUUGCGAAUCACUUGUGGAAUUCCAGACAAAAGUCGAGAAAAUAAUCAAAACACUGACAGCAAAACUAGGUGCCUUCACAAAAAAACUGGCAGCUCUUGAGAACAGACUUCUCGUCUAAUAAAUCCUGGAGCUCUUCUCCUGACAUCUUAAAAUCAUCUCUAAGUAUCCUAUUGUAAAAUACUAAAAACAUGCUUAUUUACUAUACAAAAGCAUUUGACUACUAAAAAUGCUUUCAUCUAUUUUUAAACAUCUAAUCUAGUUAACCUUCUGCUAGUACAGGAACCCUAUAAUGUUAAGUGCAGCUGUUUCCAAUUGGACAAAGCACUGUGAAACAUGCCAGAAACUUUGAAUAUUUCUGUAGUAUAUGUUUUGUAUAUUAAAGAAAAUCACCAAAUGUAAAACUGAAA
This is a messenger RNA of Chiloscyllium plagiosum (whitespotted bambooshark), 2032 nucleotides long. Lineage: Eukaryota; Metazoa; Chordata; Chondrichthyes; Orectolobiformes; Hemiscylliidae. The record is from RefSeq and is a predicted model, not a curated record.